GAUAGAUGAGAAAGGGAUGAGCAGCGGUGGGAUAAGAAAGUGUGUUCGAGUGUCCAAAAAGGAAAUAAAUAAAUAAUAUUAAUCAUAAAGUAAAAGAAAAAGCAAAAUAAUUGAGAGAGAUAAAAUCGGGUCUCACAGUUCCAUUCCUUGAGCUUCGCUUCAUUUCAUCUCCAUCGUCAUCUUCAUCUUCCUCUUCCUCUUCCUCUUCUUCUUUCCCUUCCUCUCCCUCUAGGUUUCAUUCUCCAAGCCUUCUAACUCUUCCUGCUUCUCAACUUUCUCCAAACCGGAUCUUCCUCACUCAGGUAAAGAUGCAAGGUGCUGUGCGAUCAUUUCUAUCACAUGGAAACGUUGUGAAAACUGCUGUUCUGCAACAAAUUCGUGUAGCAAACCCCCAUAUGAGGCCUGCAAUGCUCUCACGUUUUUCAACAUCAGCUAGUUCUGCAAACAUUGAAGAGCAUGGCUUUGAAAGCACUACCAUUGAUGACAUCUUGAAAGCUAAAGGCAAAAGUGCCGAUGGAUCUUGGCUUUGGUGCACCACGGAGGACUCUGUUUAUGAUGCUGUUCAGUCGAUGACUCAGCAUAAUGUUGGAGCCUUGGUGGUGGUUAAACCUGCGGAGCAAAAUUCAAUAGCUGGUAUUAUAACGGAGAGAGAUUAUCUGAGAAAGAUUAUAGUGCAAGGCAGAUCUUCGAAGUCUACCAAAGUUGGGGAUAUUAUGACUGAGGAGAACAAACUUAUCACUGUGACACCUGACACCAAGGUUUUGCUAGCUAUGCAACUUAUGACUGACAACAGAAUUAGGCACAUACCUGUCAUUGAUGAGAAGGGCAUGAAAGGCAUGGUGUCAAUCGGGGAUGUUGUUCGGGCUGUGGUGAGCGAGCACAGGGAGGAGCUAGAUCGCCUGAAUGCUUACAUUCAGGGAGGUUAUUAAGUUUGGUGCUGUGGACCUUGGUUGCUUGGUGUAUGAUUUUCCGAUAAACCAGAACACUUCAGCUCUUGUACAUAUGAUGAUGAUGAUGAUGAUAGGCUUGGUAUGCGCAUUCUCUUAUUAAUAUGGUUGUGCUUCAUAUUAAUAUGGCUGUGCUUCAUUUCAUGUUGUUUCUAAGUACAAUAAUGAACCCAUGUUGUAAUAAUAGACUCACAACAACUUUGCUUUGCAAAAUUUCACCCUAAUUUGCAUCAUCAUUGAUGGAGAUGACUUGACAUAAAUCUCCCCCAAGUUUGCAAUUUACCAAAUAUGAAGCAGUGUAUUUCUGUUCAAAAUGAGUUUGUGGAAUCUCUUUGGAUUUAACUUCAA
Molecule: messenger RNA, 1295 nt
Organism: Cucumis sativus (cucumber)
Lineage: Eukaryota; Viridiplantae; Streptophyta; Magnoliopsida; Cucurbitales; Cucurbitaceae
Product: CBS domain-containing protein CBSX3, mitochondrial
Exons: 6
Coding region: 309-929 (206 amino acids)
Source: RefSeq, a predicted model, not a curated record